Molecule: messenger RNA, 1136 nt
Organism: Tuber aestivum (summer truffle)
Lineage: Eukaryota; Fungi; Ascomycota; Pezizomycetes; Pezizales; Tuberaceae
Source: the annotation of a GenBank genome assembly
AUGCUUGCUCCAACUCGGCGUAUAAGAAACGCCAGCACUGCCUUGAGGGAGCCCGUCAUCCUCAAGCAAUUGCCUAACAAACCAAUCGGACAAAUACGCCCCCAUGGCCACUAUCGUAACCAUCCUCGUCCGACUGAUUCAUCUCCUCAAUUCGGCGAUGCUCUGAUCUACGGCUCUGGUCCUGAAGACUUCUGCGAUCCUCCAACUACAAUGACAGCCACUGCUCCCGGUCCCACCAUCGUAGGAGGAGCCCAACGAGAACCCGUCACCUCAACGGUAACCCUCACGGCAAACGGUGUUGACACCCGUCUUUUCGACGGAAUAUUCGGCCCAAUCGAUAUUAGCCAGAGCGUUAACCCGGAGAGAGUCAUUGCAGUAACCAUGGAAACCAGCACUGUUGCGCUUUCCGGGAGCACUGAGACGGUGACUGUGCGAGCCACGGGCUCCGAGGUCACGGUUACCGAGGAGACAAGUGAGGUUACAGUCACGGUUUUGGCACAGAAUGCUGGAGGUGUUUCGGGCACAAUUGCAACCUAUUCGACAUCUGCUAUUGCUGUGAGGGGUGCGGUGAAUGCUGGAGAAUCUGUGCUAACACUUGGUUGGAAAAAAGAAGACGAAGCCACCAAAUCCGGGGGAGAACAUUCUGCAGAGACUUCUACCGGUAUUCCAUCUAUCCCUUCGCACAGAAGCUUCAUCCACCUAGGCGGCAUGAGAGCGCAAGCCCAAAAAUCAACCGCAGAGCCCCAGCCCCUGGAAGAGGCACUGGUGCCACCAGCUCUCUUGCCCCAAGCAAUAACCUAACAUAUCAUAAUGCCUCUACUUCAGCCGGAGAACCUACUCCCGUCCCAGCUCCCAUCGCCGCGACACCCACGGAAACAGACUCCCCUAGCACGACUUCCACCACGGGUAGCAGCGCCAAGGAUUUCUCGAGAGUAGGUAGUUCUGCGCCGGCUGAGCCCUCUACCAACGCAUUCGGCGAGGAUGUAGAAGACCCCAACUCUCACGAGGAUAUCGCUGCCCUCGCUGCGGAAUUACGAAUUGAGCGAGUGCAUCAUUCCGGUGGGUUUGUUCCCGAUUACGCUCCCAAGAAGACUGCGACGUUAGCCCCUCCGGCAACAGCUACGGCGAGUAGGUAG